Molecule: messenger RNA, 10328 nt
Organism: Xyrichtys novacula (pearly razorfish)
Lineage: Eukaryota; Metazoa; Chordata; Actinopteri; Labriformes; Labridae
Source: the annotation of a GenBank genome assembly
GCUGGUUGAGUUCAUCCACCUGGAAACCAUUUCCCUGAGAUUCAUUCAUCUUCUCGGGGAUAUUCCUACUCCUACAGUGGGCGGUGCAGCUGUGGGCAUUAGUCUAAACCUUCAACACGUAGAGUUGUGUUGUUUCCUAAGCCUUUCGGACCCUCAGCCAGCGGUGUGUUUCUGACGAUGCUGCCUUCUUCACGGCACCUCUCAUUCAUCCGCUCAUCUCCGCCUCUCUAGUGGCCUGGUGUGGUCUCGGUUUACCGGCUAACGUUAGCUCACGCUGCUGCUCUGUCGGUACACGGUCCAGGCUCAGAGGAAAAGGAAACAGGUUCAUAUGAUAUCAGCUUUAAUUUGUCUGCAAAGUCAACCCGGUCAGAAAGCUAUCGUUUACUUUCAUCAGCUGGAAUGGAUUAUGAGCAGAAGGCAAAGUCGGUGGCUGACUGUCUGAUGAGCUACAAGAGGGACGAGACCGGGUGGAAAGUCUGCAAGAAAUCGGUAAACUGUAGUUAUUAUGUUCCUCUGUUGAACUGUACACUUUUACAUAUAAGGUGCAUUCCCUCUUCACGUUGAACACCAGCCAGAAAGUCUGUCACUUGUUCGGCCCCCUAACAAUGAAAGCUUUUCCAAACUCAAGAGUCAACUCUGUCGUUUCGGCCAUAACUCAGGUAACUGACCGAAACAGAGAAGGUUUUGUGCUGAAAAAUAAACAGACUAAUUCAAUAUUUCAUAUAUGUGACCACUUUUAGACUGUAUAAUAUAUUUUUGAAUGCUCACUUGAAAUGAUAGGGUGACUGAUAUGAUAUUCCUUUAAAUUGGGUUAAUGCAGAGUAAUACAGUCAGCACUUCAGAUUUGACCUAGCAUCAGUUCUUCAUCUCAUUUUACCCUCUAGAGGUAUUCUGUAUAUUUUCAGUUUAUUGCAUAUUGUGAUGGCUGUUUUACAUAUUAUCAGGCUACAGUGGUUGAGAACCGCCACUGCUGCACAUAAAAAAGAAUACAAAAAAAAAAAAAAACAACAACUUGCAAAUAAAAAAAGAAACAAUGCAGAUUAAAAAAAAAAAAAAAAAAAGCCACAGCAGAAGUUAAGGACCGGGACUAAGUGGCGAUGCAAAGAAAAAAACAACAACAAAAAAAAAAACCCUUGCAAAUAAAAAAAAAAACGGUGCAGAUUAAAAAGAAAGCCACAACAGAAGAUAAGGGCGCAAAACAAAGUGGCGAUGCAAAAAAAAAAAAAAAAAACAAGAAAAAAAAAUUGCAAAUAAAAAAAGAAAUGGUGCAGAUAAAAAAGAAAAAAACACAAGAGAAGUUACCGAUACAAGAAAAAAAAAAAAAGCAACAACUUGCAUAUAAAAAAAACAGUGCAGAUGAAGAAAAAAAAGCCACAACAGAAGUUAAUUUUGCAUUAAUUUUUUUUUCCAUCGUCACUUUUUUGCCGUCAUUAACUUCUGUUGUGACUUUUUUUUAUCUGCACCGUUUCUUUUUUUUAUUUGCAGUGGGUUUUGGUUUCUUUUCUUUUUUUUUUUGCACCAGUAACUUCCGUUAUCACCUCUUUUUUUUUUUUUUUGCAUUUUUAUUUUAUUUUUUUAUUUGCAGCAGUGGCGGUUCUGGGCCACCAUAUCAGUCAUCUCAAAUGUGCUUCGUAUCCUAAUAUUAAGACCAUUGGUAAUGUAAUAGUUAUUGGAGCACGUCAUCCAGUGUGACUGACCCUCACAACACAGUGCUCAAGUAUGACAAAUGUCUUAAAAGCGGUAGUGCUUUUCAGUGUCUGGAGUUACGAGGUUAAAUAUGCCUUUUUUUUUUUCAGUGAUUAAAGGUCUUCUUGGCUGUAAUUAUAUCUCAUGCUCAUCUCAUAUUAUCCUGGUAUUUAUUUGUAACCACCAUACUUGAUGGGUUUUUGUUAAGGGAAUGUGUUCAACACUGUGUUGUAUAAAUAUUUAAUGUGCUCACUCAGUCAGUUUUAAUCACUGAGUGGAUGAAUCAGGAUGCUAUUUGCAGGGUAUUAAAAUGAAAGUAAAAUCUGGUAAAAGUGCAAUGAUAAAUAACAAAACCAUUCUGCAUUAUUGUUGUUGAAGGUCCUCCUGGUUGUCCAGAGGAGUAAUGUCAUUUGAACUACUUAUAAGUUACAUUAUUAUGUACAGCCAACUGUUUCAACACUCUGACUUGGAUAAGAACAUAUUUUAACCAGGAAAGGAGGCUUCGGAUUUCUUACCUCUCAGUCUUGUUGGUUUACAUCCUUUUACCCAACAUAAUGAAAUCAACAAUUUUAAUAUAUUAAACAGUUGAGGGCCCAUGAAGGUCAUCCUCAGUGCUCUGUUGCUCAGAAAGAUCUUGUGGAUCAGAAUGACCUGCAUUAUUGCCAUCACAAACAAUAAGGGUCUUAGAAUUAAGGUCCCAGAAUUACAGCCCUCAACCUGCAGAUCGUGGGCCUUCAGAUAAGUGCUACUUCUGUGCUAGUACUUACUCCAGGGGAAGGGGCAUGAAACUCUCUGCUGAAUGAUUUUUUUAUGCGUCUGAUUGUCUCAUUCAGCUCAUGUGUCACAGGGAUACGGCGGUUCAAGUGCAGAAUAUGUAAAUAAUAUACAAUUUACUUUCCUGAAAUCCAGCCAAUCAGAUCUUAUUUGACAUUUGGAUCCAGGGACCCAGUUCAGUCCUGGGCCAGACUGACCCAUGAUAACCAUCACUUUUAUCAAGCUGAAUGAUUACAAAAAGGUAAAUGUUGCUGUAAGCUAAUGUGCUGUUUUCUCCGGCAGAAUGACGUGGUUGUGUCUUGGCGCCCCUCAUCUGAAUUCCACGGAAAUGUGUGAGAAACGUUGACUUCUUUUUCCUUUAUUUGAUUUAGUUCUGAUUUUAACAACACUUUAACAAAGUUCAGGAAUUACAAUUGGUUCCUACAACUAUGAAACUUUUGUCCAAAAGUUUUCUAAAACUGUACCGAUAAAAAUACAUAAGGCAAUUAUUCCCUGAAAUACUCCUGUGUAAAUCACUCUGAAACUGCAAGAAAGAAGUGGAAGUGAAGUCUUGAAGAUGAAGUGUAGCUACGCAUAUUCGACCUCUCAUCCAAAUUCAGCCGCUGCCACCUCCACUUUUGCGGAUUUGCAGCAGCAAACUUUAUUUAUAGAUGAUGAUUUCUGGAAGUGAUUUUUAAGCCCAUGCAGUGAUUUCCACUGCAGAGUCACAUCUGUUUUUGACACCGUGUGGCGUGAGGGCUCGAGGAUCACACUUAAAAGUAAAAUAUGAAGACCAACAAUUUGCAAACCAUCCAAAAAUCUGUUUUUAUCAACAAUUUAUACAGUGUCACAUUUAUAUUUUUGGAGUUGGGGUUGUAUUUUAAAAUGUAGCGACUUACAGAUGGUGCUGCUCAUUUUGUGCAAAUACUUAAACCUUGCAUGGUACUUUAUAUCCAAUAUGCAUAAUUUAAAAAAAAUCAAAACUUUUGAAGAAGUCUGUUAGGACUUAAUAAAUUUGGUUGAUACUAUUUAAACGCCAGCACAAAGUCAGUGAAGGAGAGUUUCUUUCUUUCCUUUGAGAUUGUUCUGAGAACUACAAAAAAGGAUUAGGGCUACAAAAUUUUGACAUUAUCCACCAGAUUUCGACAUUUUGUAAUCUCGAAAUUCGGACUUUAAUCUCAAAAUUUCAAAUUUUAAUCUUCUAAUUUUGAAUUUAUUGACAUAAUUUCUAUUUUUUUCAUCUUGAAAUUUCAACUUUUACCUCCUUCCUGUAAUUAUUAUUUUUUUUCUCUUUAUGUGGUCCUAUUCCUCUUUCGUCGAGAACUCUGCAACUGUGUUACUGUCUGUAAGCUAAAGUGUUCUGUGACUUCCCUUUCAGUUAUAAGGGGGAGGGGAUUGUCAGUGGAAGCCCAGAGAAAGUGUGGGAGUGCUUAAAGCCAAUACCAAAUGGACUCCGAGUCAGCUGGGACAACAACGUGAAAAAGUUUGAACUGCUUGAACAAAUCACAGAGGUUGGUUCUGAUUUGUUCUUCCAGAAAUCUCUUUUUGUGUUGUAUCAAACAUACUAACCCAGUCGGUCCAUACAGUUGUCAGAUUUCUUCAGUUUUUAUGCCUCAGAUUGUCUGAAAUAUUUUCAAAACUGCACUGUGUCUCAACAUUUGAGUUGCCUCAAACAACACUACAAUAUUUUGGAAACUCUAUACUGCAAAACCAGCAAUCUGUCUGAGCCUGCUUAAUCCUGGCUCCGCUUUAUUAUAAAGAAACUGGUCCAGACCAACCAUUGAAGGAUUUAACUAUUAAGGAUAAAUGAACACAUUUCACAGAGAGAUACAAACAUGACCGGUGCAGCUUUGAAUGCAUACAGGUGAUGUCCACGUUUGCUUUUGCUUUGUUUGACUCAGUCCUUGAGUACAUACCCUUGUCUCCCACUCUUACACAGGACAUCUCUAUCUGCCGAACAGUCACGCCCUCAGCAGCUAUGGGGAUCAUAGCCCCACGAGACUUUGUAGAUGUUAUUUUAGUACAACAAUAUGAAGAUGGCACCAUUUCAUCAAAUGGUGCGUAAACACUCAUUCUUGUCUCUUCUCCUUCCUGUAGUUGUUUCUUGUAUACUCUCUUCACUUUGCUUUAACUUGACUGACAUGGGUAUACUCGACAGGUCUGAACAAACUUCAUGAGACAUUUAUUUGUUUUCAACUUUCACCCCAAAGUACAGAACUUUUGCCUCAUUUUGUGUUUGAAUAGUUUAUAUUGAUGUUGAAAAACAGGUUUACAACAGCUGUUCACGACACAGAGAAAAACAUAUAAGAAGAUAAUCUAUGCUGUAUGAUAAUAUAUGACAUACAGUGCCCAGCAUAAAUCAGUACACUCCCUAUUAAAAGUAGUGUAGUACUACAUAUCUAGGUGAGCAAAAGUACAAUUUCCAAUAUUUGGCACAGCUGAGUUUAACAUAACCUUUUAUUUACCAUAAGAUGAAAAUGAGGGUUGAUUUUAAAUUGAAAAAGUUACUUUCUUGUAUGCAACUUGUAUGUGGUGUAUGAAUUAAAGUUUCCUUUUGGAAGUGAUAUAUUUUCACGUCUGUAGAGUUACAAGAACAGAUUGAUACAGAAAAUGUGAGUUUGUCUUAACUGCAGCUUUACAGAGGUGGGACAGAUAAACCUGCAGACUCCUGGUUUAGCUUUGGAGAUGGUAGUCAAGUUUUCUGAUCUUCAGUCAUCCAGUAUAUUGUGACAGAUGUGAAACUUUUGUCUCGCCAAACAGCCACCAACGUGAGUCACUCAAGCUGUCCUCCUCAGUCUGGCUACGUGAGAGGAUUGAACCACCCGUGUGGUUGCAUCUGUGUCCCCAUCUCAGGGUGAGCUCGCUUCCACACCACUUUAAGUCCAUCUCCACUGCUUCUCAUUCACUUCUCUCUGUGUUUUCUAACUUCUCCUGUUUUUCCACAUUGUUUCCAGAGAGCCAAAGAAGACUCAGGUUUUGAGUUUCUUCCAGACUGACCUGGGUGGCUUGCUUCCUCGCUCUGUAGUCGACUCUUUCUUCCCCUCCAGCAUGGCUGAGUUCUACAGCAACUUGGCCAAGGCUGUUAAAUCUCUGAAGGACCACUGACAACAAGAGUUGGGAAGUGUACCUUAAAUCUUGAACCUGACGUAUCAGGUCAAAUAUUCCUUCCAUUUUUAAGCUCACACCCAACAGCAGUCAGUGUCCUGGAAUCAUCAAACAGUUGCUUGAUUCAAACCAAGCUCUGGAUUUAUCUGUAAUCCCCUGUGUUACUGUAGAAGAAUCCAGUAAGUCUCAGCCAUUCACCGUCCAACUCCAGGGCAGGUACUGAACUACCUUUUCAAUCUAAAGACAGAACAUGGAUUUACGUCUAUAUUUUUACAUAGUUUGAAGUAUAGCACGUCUACUUUUUAGCAGGAUGAUGAGAGACCAGACAUUUACUCGUUGUAUCAUUGCAUACUACAGUGUACAGAAAACAUGCAUGUUGCAUGGGCCUUGUUUACCCUACAACGGUAUCAGUUUAUUGGUUAAGCAAACUGACCUUUACCUCACUUCAUACCUCAUUAGUCUUUUUUUUUUUAGUGUUGUACUUGAAUUUCCAUAGAUUAGUUCUGCUCUGCUUACUUUAAAAUCAUGAAUGUCUGCCACUGUUAGCAGCUACACUCAAACACUGAAGCAUGAAGGAGAUGACAUAAAUGUGCUUUAAGACAGAGGCUCCCUUUAAAAUGAUGCUGAAGACAGUGGGUCGAGUUCAUGAGACGUUAGUGAAUUUAUGUGCAGAUUUACGUCCUAAUCGUCACUGUUACUAAUGAACGCUGCUGAAACCCCUGAUUUGAUCAUGAGUAAGUUCAUUAUAGUUCAUAAAUGCCAAUCGAUCAAAAAGUGACACCAAUGACUAGCCAAUGAACACCAUAUAAGGAGGUGUGGACUUGUACUUCCUGUGAGACAGUGAGAAAAGGAAGAGAGAGGAGGAGAAAGAAAAUCUUUCAGAUGAGGUAAAAGAAGUGAUCUCAGGUGUAUUGGAGUGAAUGAAAAUCAGAUGUUUUUUCUCCUGUGAGUGGUGGAGUGACUCUCUCCUCACAGUCCGAGUCUGUAUUGGGGGGUCAUAGAGGCAGAUCCUGCUUUGUGUCAGACGAGUCUAAAACCUGGGCUUUAAUGGGUACACAUAGACGAUCCUUGAAGUGCUGAGGUAAGGAAAAAUAAAGGGCAAAUCCAUGAGUACGGGAAACAAGCGUGCAGACUACACAAAUCUGCACAUGGCUUUUUCUCUUGAUCUGACACCUGAGGACUCUGUAAACAUGCGAGGAUGUAAACAGGUUUAAUUAACCAGCCGUCUCUCACUGAUCCAUCCUCCAAACCAGUCCCACCUGAGCCCCACCAGACAACAGAGCCACAGCACCAAGUAAUUAAUAUUUGAUUAAUAUUGAACACGUAUGAAACAACCCAUUUUAUAUUUUGAUCUCAUCUAAAGCUGUAAUCUGCUAAUUGCAGAAUAAUUUGACUGAAUGUGUUAUAACAGCGAUUUCUGGUCAUAUUUUUUGCAAAUUCUUCACUUACUCAAACUCCAGCCGUGGUCAGGAGCAGCUGUAGGUUUGGAUCAUUGAUGAAUAUCGUUCUGCUCACAUUUCAUUAAUGAGACCUGUUAUCAGUAAAACACUUAAGAGCAUCUGGACGUUACCCUUCCAUUAGUUUCCUGAGUAGACUUCCCUCCCUCCUUUAUGUACAGGUCCUAAAACUCCUCGGGGCCUCCUGCCAGUUUUUUCAGUUUUUUUCUGACACCACUUUCUUCGGCUGAAACCAUUUUAAACAUGCUAGAACUUGACACUAAGAUCCCUCCUGAUGUACAAGAGGUGAAACAAUUCACUGAUUAAUUGUUGCAUCAAUUUUAAUUCCUUUUAUUCACCUGUACUGGCGUGCAGGUGUGUCAUGCCCAUUCAAGCAGGUGGAGCACUCGCCCCCAUCAGGUUUUUACUCAUACUUCCAGCUUAUUUUCCUAACCUUGUUUCUAUAUGAUCCCUGAAUCAAUAAUAGUAUUGCAAGCCAACACAAGUGUUCCUCUCACUCCCUAUAGUUAUUCAGCAGGAGUGUCCUCAGCAUCACUGUACUGUCAGAAAACUUAUCCGUCUCACUGUAAACUCAGAUGCUGCUCGACUAUGAAAGAGUUUAAAAUAGAAGUGUUUUACCAUCUGCUGUGUUUUUCUCUCAGGUGGAAAUGUUUCAUUAACAUCAUUAACACAAUAACAUCAUGAUUAAAACAAUCUUAAGAGUUCAAACAAAAGUGAGUCAGUGUUAAGUAGAGAGAUUAAGAUAAGUCAGGAGGAUACACUGUGUUAGUGUGUUGAAAAACACUUUUUUUAAGUGUGGUGAAUAAUUACAGAAGACAGUGGAGUAUAAUCAUUUUGUUAUUACAUGAGCUCUGAACAAAACACUAACCUGUUAAAUGGUUUAUAUCUGUUCACUAAAAAAACAAAAAAAAACAUGUUUAUAAUUUUCCCUACAACUAAAGACGGUCUAACAAUCACUGAUAUUUUUAAACGCCUGUAUCAUCAGCAACAAACUAUAAAAUUAGGUGAAUUUUGUAUAUGAUGGUGGUUUUUAUGUCCUGUUAUCAUAAUACAAUACAGUGACUGAAAACAUCCUUUUAGCAGUUUUAUACUUGAAAAGGUUUCUCAUAGAAAACAACAGGUUCUCAUACUUGGGUUUUAACUGUGUCUGCAUUUACACCGGUGCUGUAACAAAGAGUCAACAACAUGAGCGGUGCUACUUCACAUUUACCUGUUUUUUUUUCAAGUAGAAAUGGACUGUAAGAAGUUUUUUUUGUGACUCUAUUUCAAACUGACUAUUAAAUAAUACAGGACCUGCAAAAAAUAAACUAGAUCGUGAGCAGAAACGGACUUUUCUCGAAGAUGGGUCACAAUGUACGGAAGCGUAUUGCAUUCACUUUAAAAAAUAAAAAAUAAAAAAGCUUUUUUUUUUUUUUUUUUUCUUUGCUGUUUUUCAGAUUAAUUUUUUCUUUUGUUUUUUGUUUUUAGAAAAUUUUCCCCCUCUUUUUGUUUUUCAGACAAUUUUUGAUUCUGUUUUUUGUACUUUUUUUUGUGUGUUUUCUGUUUUUCUGACUAUUUUUUUUCCCCCUGACUAAACAAGCUGCUCCAAAAUCCUGCGAGAAUCUCAAAUAAUCAGAUAACAUUAACCACCGUGGCUGCUCCAAACCAGCAGAUUCCUAGAUAACUUUGACUACAGGGUCAAUGAGAGUAAAGGAUGUUAUUAGUUAAACAUAGGGUAUGCAAUUCCUGAGGUGCCUGCACAAAGUAGACAAACUUAUGACAAUUCCAUCUUUCUGACUUAAAGAAAGGAGUAUCUUUCAGUGUCACGAACCAAAAGGAAAGUAAAACGUGAUUAAACUAAAUAAGUAGGCCAUGUUUGCUUCUAAUAAAUUGAGCAGAGGGGGAUAAAAGCAUCUGUUUUUAAAUGAUCAUGAUCCCAGAGAAUAGGAAAAAAAAACUAGUGUGAAAAACAAAACAAAACAAAAAACAGUCUGAGAAACAGAAAAAUUAGUUUGAAAAACAGGGGGAAAAUAUUCCAAAGAACAGAAAAGAAAAAAAAAAGUGAAAACAGAAAGUAAUAGUAUGAAGAGAAGAACAGAAAAGAAAAAAUACUCUGAAAAACAGGGAAAAGAAGUCUGAAAAACUUUUUUUUUUUUUCUGGUGAAUGCAAUGCCUGAAUCUGCUGCUGCUGAAAGUGAUUGACAGCACGCAGACUGACCCUGUUAGUGCUCUGCUGUCAGUGGUAUGUCAGACAUGAAGAAUGUUCCUCUGAAAAUACUGCUGACAGACAGUACAGGUUUUUACAAAGUUAUAUGGUAAAACACGGCAUAGGAGUGAUAAAAAUCACCUCUGUGUUUGACAAUAUUAAAAAGAAGUUAUUUACAGAAAAUUCAGGCUGUAUUUACAUUUUUACAUGAUUAAAAAAAGAGAGGUGUUAGUAAUAACACAGCUGCCUAAACCACUCUCUCUUUAGAAUAACGCCGUCACCGCCAUCUACUGCACUCAUGUCAGAUACACAAAACCCACAUCUGUGCACUGAACUGAUUUGAUUAUAUGUUUGUCUCACCAGAAAACUGUACUUAGAAACAGAAUAAAUAAAUACCAGUAUCAGAACAAGGGAAAGAUAGAUUUGUGUGUCAGCUGGAGUUGGUAGAGUCUGUCUCUGUGUGAUAACCUGUAUGAGAUUUUCAUGUGUUUCUGUUUUUCGAACAUGUUGCUGCCUUCCUGUAAAAGCUCAUACCCACAGUGUGGCCAGUAUUGUUAUUAUCAUACCUCCUGACUGCAUCCAUCCAUCCCUCUGUGAGUUAAAGGCGUGUGGAUCUAAGAGCUUUUCCUUGUGUCGAUGGUUUUAUGGGGCCAGUUUGACUUUAAAAGUGAAUUUAUUUAUAUAUUCAAAAAUAACUAUUUGAUUAUGUAAAAAUCAGGUAAUGAUAUUUGAGCCAUAUUUAGCAACAUCAGCCGGGCAGAGAUGAUUUUUGCUUUUAGACGGGACUGAUUUUGCAGAAUGUUGCUAAACUUGAUCUGUCAGAAAUAUAUUGAGCUGCAUUCCACCUGAACUUAGACAUGCAAUUACCUGUACUGACACAGGUGACCAUAAUCUAGGCAGAGCUACAACAUCUAGAAUCAGUCUGACUUCUGCUUUGUUUAAAUUAGUUUACAGGAGAUGUUCAGUAGAGUUUCAGCAGGUGUAACUACUUUGAUUAACUUUAAUGGAUUUUGUAAGUUAAAAUAUCGUGGUGUACUGUCACAAAAACACAUUUAUCAUACAGGAUGUGUUUUACAAAUGUUGGGUACUUGACUCUGUUCAAACAUUGUAUACAGCUACAUAAUAAAAGACCACAGCAAAUA